CUUCACCGAAACAUCAGACUCAAUGGACUACCCAGACACGCCAAACUCGACCGGGUCAACAAUCAUACUCGAUAAUUUUACCCCACCACUCCUCCAAUUGCCCACCAGGCCGUCCACCGAAGAACCAGGCAGUAUCGGACACGCAAAGCACAUCAUCAGAGACAUACUCCAACUCCCACUAGCCAGAGCCGAAAAGUGUCCCUUGCUCGACCCUCACGGCUCCACGGUAUCAUAUCUAGUCGAGCUUCACAGCCCCAUUCCACAUGCUGGCCUCGCACCCGUACAAUUCGGCACCGUACGCACCCCGAUCGACACCCAUCGCCUGAUUGUCCAAUUCAAAGGCUCAAACCGGCAAAACCCCAUGUCCGAUGCCUUCUGGGCGCGCAACAAAGUAGCAGCCAUGAAACUAGCUCGCGAGAUCCUUCACAACACUCCAUUCGAUAUCGCCGUUCCCGAUGUCUACGCCUGGUCAGAUGGAGCUGGUCAGCCCGGCGACAAGGCAUGGGUUGUUCAGAGUGCUACUCGUAAGUGGGAACCGCUUGCGCAGCACUUCAGGCGCAACGAACAAGAUCAGGAGUUCGUACUUGAUCAGAUUGCUGAACUACAGGGAUAUUUUCAGGAGUAUAAGAUGCCACGCCCGGCACAAGGGUAUGGAAGUUUCGGCUUUGAUUCCGCUGGCCAGGUUUGUGUCGCACCGAUGGAGAAUCCGAACAUCGGGGGUCCUUUCACCUCGAUCCGUGAUAUGAUGCGUGCGGAGUACAUGUUCGAGCUCAGCAGAUGCGAGCAACACGGCACGAUUCGAGGAUGGUCCGACAAGCCCGAACUGAAAAGAAAACUCGAUGAAUUCACGACCACAGGAUUGGAAAAACUGCUGAACAAAAUACCCGACGUCAAGCCACAAUUCACACUCAACAAAAUCGAACUCAGCAACUUCAUGUGCGACUUGUUCUUGGAAAGCCGAAUAAUCUACAUCGUAGACUUCAGCUACGCAACCAUCUCCCACCCUUUAACGGAGUUCUUCAACUCCUAUCACAGCAUGUUCGGAAACCUCCCUCUCCCUCUCGAUCCCGACUGGGGCCUUCUCUACCGCUCUGUCCUCGAGGGAUUCGAAAAGGAAUCUGUGGACGUGGAUCUCCGCGAACUAGAUAAUCCCGCCUGUGCCAGGAGGGUUAAAGAUCCGGAAUUUAGCUAUGCCAUGGGAAGAGACUUAUAUGCCGCUUUUAAGAGAGCUGGGAUAGCGACGCCGAGGAAAAUGCGCGUGGCGAGGAUAAUGGCGACGUUUAGGGGGUUGUGUGCUGCUGUGGGUGGGCGGGACUUGUUUCAGUGGGCGCCUGAUAUGUUUGCCAAACAGGAGAUUGAGGAGGGGACGGAGGUGUUGGGGAAGUAUUUGAGUUUUAUGGAACGGUUGGUUGACUGA
Molecule: messenger RNA, 1417 nt
Organism: Aspergillus ibericus CBS 121593
Lineage: Eukaryota; Fungi; Ascomycota; Eurotiomycetes; Eurotiales; Aspergillaceae
Exons: 2
Coding region: 23-1417 (464 amino acids)
Source: RefSeq, a predicted model, not a curated record